AUGAGUAACGCAACAGCCCUGGUAGGGGCGUUUCCGCCCCCGCCUGGCGUCACACCGAAUUUCGAGAACCCAAGGGAUGCCGGGUGGAUGUGGAAUGUCGUGGGAAUGAGUGUUCUGGCAGCAAUCACGACGCUGUUCUUUGGGAUCAGGACGUAUGUGAAGUUUUCCAUGGCAAGACCGUUUCUUCCAGAUGACUGGACUUGCGCUGUGUCAUACGCAUUGAUCAUGAUCUACGUUUCGACUGUGUUUGUGAUGGCACACUAUGGCGAGGGCUAUCAUGCAUGGGAGCUGACGAAAGAAUCGUAUCAAGAAGUGAUGAGAUGGCUGUACGCCAGUUCCAUCAUCUACUGCCCAGCAGCAUACUUUACGAAGGUCACUUUACUCCUACUCGAAGCACGAGUCUUUGCCGUGCAUGAACGAGUCUCACGGGGGAUCAAAGUCUUCAUCAUCACCUUGCUCAUCUGUUACAUCCCAAUUCAGAUUCUCAAGACUGUCAUCUGCCUGCCAGUAUCAGCCUUCUGGAACCCCAAAACCCCGAACCCGAGAUGUCUAAAUCAACGCAAAAUUUUCAUUGCGGAUCUGAGCCUGGCAAUCAUCACCGACUUCUUCAUCCUCGUUCUCCCCGUACCACUGUUGUGGGGUUUGCGCAUGCCUUUGCACAAGAAGCUGAAAGUCGCUGCGCUACUUGGAGCUGGGGGUAUUGCGACAGCUGUGACAGUCUAUCGCAUGUAUCUCGUCGUCCAGUUCCUCACCUCGACGGAUGUUACAGCGGACUUCGUCGUCUUGGACCUUAUCACGGCACUGGAACUUGUCAUCGGCGUCGUUUGCGCUUGUUUACCUUCAACCAACCUUCUCUACCAACGGAUACGACGAGGAGAGGGAAAGCCAAUGGGCAACCUUCCCCGAACUACAGGUGAUCUGAAGAAAGGAAGCAGUUCAAGCUCUUCUUACUGGCGCAGCAUGUUGCCAAACAAACAACUGAGGACUACGCGCACGGCCAUCACUGUGGCAGAACGCACUGCGAUAAGUCCAACAGGUCCCGCAAACUUCGAUACCGAACUCGCUGUCCUCACUGGUCAGCCGAUGGGUAUGAGACCAUUGACGGAAGAGUCGGUUAGAAAGUUGGAGCAGACUCCUGACGACUGGACUUACAACCCCAGAGCAAAUUCAAUGGACGGGAGGAGAGAAGGAUGGCUGGCACAGGGUGCCGAGGGCUCAGUGCAAGGAUGUUCGAGAGACAAAGCACCCAAUUGGCAAAAUCACGAGAUGGAGGCCAGAAAAUCUUGGGAGGCUGUAUGGGAGAAGGCUAUACCUUCGGAGGCGUUGGCCUCCAUACCCGAGGAUGACGGCCCUCCUCGGCUGCAGCUGGCGACACAUCCACCACCAGACUGGGAGCACCUGACAAAUUAG
Colletotrichum phormii is the source of this 1410-nucleotide messenger RNA. RefSeq lists its product as uncharacterized. The transcript is spliced from 5 exons. Lineage: Eukaryota; Fungi; Ascomycota; Sordariomycetes; Glomerellales; Glomerellaceae. The record is from RefSeq and is a predicted model, not a curated record. Bases 1 to 1410 code for a protein of 469 amino acids.